This is a messenger RNA of Psilocybe cubensis, 261 nucleotides long. RefSeq lists its product as uncharacterized. The record is from RefSeq and is a predicted model, not a curated record. The coding region runs from base 1 to 261 and encodes 86 amino acids. NCBI's taxonomy places the organism in Eukaryota, Fungi, Basidiomycota, Agaricomycetes, Agaricales, Agrocybaceae. The transcript is spliced from 2 exons.
AUGGACAAAAGACUCGAAGGUAACUCUGUUCGAAAGGCAGAUUACGACACAAGCAAAGAGAGCGACUUUGAGGAUGGUUCCUCGUUCCUGACCCAAGUCGAAUCUUUGAGAUUAUCUCUUCGAGGUCCUCGGUUGACCGCAGCUAUCGCCUUUGUCACUGGGACGGGGUUUACAUUAUUUGGAUAUGAUCAGGGUGUCAUGUCCUCGUUGCUCACUGCCAAACAGGUUUGUAAAAUACAUUCCAUUGGUGCUUUCCGUUGA